Messenger RNA from Heterocephalus glaber (naked mole-rat), 2653 nucleotides. It is a transcript of the gene Erich5, whose product is annotated as glutamate rich 5. The record is from RefSeq and is a predicted model, not a curated record. Lineage: Eukaryota; Metazoa; Chordata; Mammalia; Rodentia; Bathyergidae.
UGGCGGCAGAAGCUGGGAAACUUCUGCGGCUUCGUGCGGUACGCAGGAACCGAGGCUCCGGGCCGGCGCCCGCUCGGGGCUGGGACAGGUGGCUUCGCGCCCACGAUGGGCUGCUCCAGCAGCGCCCUCGGCAAGGCCGGAGACAACAGCAGGUUCCGCAGCGCAACUUCAAACGAUUGUUUUUCUACUACAGAAGAAAGCGAGUCCUGCGUCGCCCAACCCAAACCAUGCACAGCGGGCAGAGACUCUGCUUUCUACGGCCACUCGCAGAGAGGGGGCCUCCCCCCAUCAGAGAAGCCCAAGGCCUCAGUGAUGCCCACGGCUAACGGGCUGGCGAAGGGUGUAGCACCCACAAAGGCUGCUGGAGACCAGUCAGGACCCACGGAGAAGAGCCUGCCUCCAGGCGGACGGGAGGGAGCUGAGCCACGUCAGCCAGGAGGCAAAGGGGACACCUCAGGGACAGAAGAAAUUAAGAAAGACGUGGAAACAGCGCUGGAGGUUCAGUCUUUAAAAGGAAAUGCUGACAUGGAACCUUCAGGGACAGCAGCCCCUGGCCAGCCUUUGAGGACGGCAGGAGCGGGGGGAGCAGGGGAAAGGACGGAGCAUCCUCAAGCACAAACUGUGGGGCUGAUGAAACCUCUGGGGACAGCUGGCGAACUACAGUCUCAGGCGGCGAUGGGAGAAGACGAACAAUGCCAGCUUCCAGAAACAACUCCCAAGGAGAACAGAUCUCCAGAAAUAUCGGAAGGAAAUCAGUUGGUGGAGACAGUUGAAGAGCAGCAGCUUCAGGAAGCAGUGGGGAAAGAUGAGCAGGCGCAGUCCCAACUUGAGACAAUUCCCAAAGAGAAUGAAGGGCCAGAAAUACUGGAAGGAAGUCAGUUUGUGGAAACUGUUGAAGAGCUCAAGCUUCAAGAAACAUUAGAAAAAGAUGCACAGCUUCAGCCUCUAGAGAUAAUUCCCAAAGAGGAUGGAACAUCAGAAAUACAGGACAAAAGUCAGCCUGUGCCAACUCCAGUAAUGGAUGAUCCAAUCCACGCAACUCCUCAAGGCCCGGGAAUCCCGGAGCUGGUUCAACCUGAAGGAAUAGUUGGAGGCAGGGAGCAUCCGGUGGGAAUCACAGAGCCAGCAGAGAAUAUGGAAGUGGACAGGAAAAGUCACACUAGUGAAGAGGAGCAAUGCACUGAAGGUGAGACAGGAGAAAAUGUGGAAAGAGAGACGGAGAACGAGAAAGUAAAUGAAGCUGAAACAAAAGAAGAAGAAACAGGAGAAGCUGUGGAUCUUUCAGCAGCCACAUAGAUAGGGAUGGUGACGGGCAAACAGACACAGCUUGCUGUGAGAGAGAAGAGAGAAAAAUGCUGAGAAAGAAGAGAGAGAAAAUCCCCUUUGUUGUGGAUCUUAUCUGUCUACAGCUACGUGUUUUAUACAGGGAGUGUGGUAAUUGACUGUUGGAACCAUGUUCUUGAUUGUAUUUUGCCUUUUUUUUUUCGUACUGGGGAUUGAACUCGGGACCGUGAGAUUGCGAGGCAGGUGCCGGAACCACUGAGCUAAAUCCCCAGCCCUUGAUUGUAUUUUUUUAUAAACCUGCUAAGCUAGAAAGUUUUCUUAGCUACCUAGGAUAAUUAUAUAUUUAAAAUUACCAUAGCCAGAGCCAAUGAAAACUAGGGAAUAUGAUCAUUUAUGAAUGUGAGGGUGACUUUGGUCAUUGUAGCAGUGGGUCCUUUCGGAAUAAAAAAUUAGACACUGAAAAGAAAGCAUAAAACCUAUAUGCACAGGUGGCUGGAGAAAGGAGUUAGCACAUUUUAAAGAAGUCAUCAUAAUAGUUAGUAUUAUUACAAUGGAACAAGAAUGAAGGCCAGGGAUGUAGCUCAGUGGUUCCGCUGCCUACCUCGCAAGCACAAGGUCCUGAGUUCCAUCCCUGGUACCAAAAACAAAAAACAAAAAAAAUGAAUAAUAUCAAAAACCAUGAGAUGAAUUUCUGUUCUAUCAGGAAUUAGAGCUGGUAGGAACCUUGGGAAGUCUGUCAUCUAAUCACCUUAAGUCUACCUGCUGCCACAGACCCUGUGCAUCAUGACAUAUUAAAUAUGUUGAUGAAACUCCUUCCAAAGGAAUGCAGACUCUGGUGCUGUUGCAAGACUAAGCAUUUCUUGAAAUGGAAGGCUUCACCUUUCCCAUGUGCCAUUUUGAAUCAGCUGUUCAUGUACUCUUCUGUGCGAUUCAGCUGGUGUUAUCCUUUUUACUGUCAUGAAAGGCAUUUUGAACUAAUUGACUUCAAUGUAUUUCAGAGGCAACAAACAGCAAAAAUUAAGUCCUAGAUUUAUUGCCUAUGUGGAGUCCUCCUGGGCCCUAUUCAUUUUUUAAAUGACAACUAUUUAAUAUUAGGUUUUAGAGGUGGAAAGGAGGGAAGACAUCAAGAUUUUAAAAGCAGCUGGGGAUUUAGCUCAGUGGUUUUGCUGCCUGCUGCACAAGUGCAAGGACCUGAGUUUGAUCCCCAGUACCAAAAAAAAAAAAAAAAAAAGAUUUUAAAAGCAUUUGUAAUAUUUCAUUCAUUCAUGUUAAAAUAAUGUACCACAGAAAGUCAUUUUUCAAGAAUUCUUCCAAAAUUGGCAAGGGGUUUCAGUAAAUGACUACAAAUAAAUAAUAAUAUCAUAGUUAA